Molecule: messenger RNA, 3091 nt
Organism: Gadus chalcogrammus (walleye pollock)
Lineage: Eukaryota; Metazoa; Chordata; Actinopteri; Gadiformes; Gadidae
Product: zinc finger protein 345-like
Exons: 6
Coding region: 242-2314 (690 amino acids)
Biological process (GO): regulation of transcription by RNA polymerase II
Molecular function (GO): DNA-binding transcription factor activity; RNA polymerase II cis-regulatory region sequence-specific DNA binding
Source: RefSeq, a predicted model, not a curated record
UUAUUUAGAAGGUGAUCCGGAAGUUGUUAUGCUAACGUAUGCUAGAGCUAUGUUGCCUACCAUUCAACGCUUUGCAGAUAACAUGUUGGAUAGCUCUAAAAGCACCAAUAUAUGGUGUAACCGUAACAAAUAAAAAUGAAACGACACGAGGAUAUUUCGAAUUAUUUAUGAGUGAACGCAUGUCAGUCGGGUACUUUCCGUCCAAGGAAUAUCAAUGUUGAGGUGAUUCACCAUUUGAACGAUGGGCUCAGAGAACCCCGAGGAUUUGAGCCCUGUCCUGUUGCUGGUUGAAGAUCAGCAAGAAAUAGGAGGACUGAUUAACUCAGACGGGGAAGAGGUGGAUUUUUCACAGCUAAGCGAGCGGGUCAGCAGCAGCUUCGUGGAUGAGGAGUCAAGUGCAUUCGAUCCAUGCGAAAAUGGGAAGUUCCCGGCCACCACGCACACCUGCUCAGUGUGUGGGAAAGACUUCCCCUACGCCUCCAAGCUCCAGCGCCACCUACGGACCCACUCGGGGGAGCGGCCCUUCCCCUGCAACGUGUGCGAGAAGAGGUUCCCCGAGAAGGGCCUGCUGAUGAUCCACGAGCGGGUGCACACGGGGGAGAAGCCCUUCCCCUGCCCCUUCUGCGAGAAGCGCUUCGCCAGCCAGGGGGAGCUGCGGCUGCACAAGCGCACCCACACCGGGGAGCGGCCGUACCACUGCACCAUCUGCCUCAAGAGCUUCUCCCGCCACUGGCACCUGAAGACGCACCUGGACGCCAUGCACUCGGAGGUGGUGGCCGGCUUCACCAGGAAGAAGUUCCCGUGCGCCGAGUGCGAGAAGAGCUGCAACUCGGCGGCGGAGCUGCGCGACCACCGGCGGACGCACACCGGCGAGCGUCCCUACCAGUGCUCGUUUUGUGACAAGCGCUUCGCCCUGUCGGGCACGCUGGUGCGGCACGAGCGGCUCCACACGGGCAUCACGCCGUACCGCUGCUCGGACUGCGGCAAGACGUUCGCCCAGCAGUGGACCCUGACCACGCACAUGCGCACCCACACGGGGGAGAAGCCGUACAGCUGCACCCAGUGCGACAAGUCGUUCAUCGCGCCGGGCGAGCUGAGGAGGCACACCCGGAUACACACCGGGGAGAAGCCUUACGCCUGCGGCCACUGCGGGAGGCACUUCUCCUUAGCGGGAACUCUUAGGAACCACAAGCGCUCGUGCACUCAGGCCAAAAGCACGCCCAGCCCCGGUGUCUCGGUGGAUACGGCUAUCGCCGCGGAAACCGAUCAACCAGAGCUGGUGAGCUCCAGCUCUCCAGAGGCUUUGCACAGCCAGGGUACGGCAAGCGAGGACCCCUCUUCCGAGGAUCCUCACUCAGACGUUGGGUCUCGGUGUGAGGUUGAAGUCAUUGAGGACCGGAUGGAAGACGUCGCCUCCAGCCCACUAGUGAAUGUGAUAGUGAAAGAAGAGGAGCAAGAGGAACCCCUAUGUGUAGAGGGCCUUGACCCUGAUGGCUCUAGCUGUGAAGAAUGUCCUCUCCCGGAGCUCAGCCCAGAAAUCCGAAUCACAGUCAAGGAUGAACAGGAUGAACAGGAGGAACAGGACGAUCAGGAAGGAGAAGCCAAUAACUCCACGGAAGAGGACACCGGUCACGUGGUCUUCGUUGAGGAGAGCGGUCCCACAUCACCCAUACAGUGCCCAUUCAAAACCAAAACCACCUACUGCUGCGGGCUGUGUGGCCGGGACUGCCACAAGCUCUCGGCUCUGCAGAUACACAUGCGGAUUCAUUCGGGGGAGAAACCGUACCAGUGCUCUCUCUGCGGGAAGCAGUUCACGCAGAAAGGUCAGCUCAAGGGUCACCAAAAAGUCCACACAGGAGAAAGGCCCUUUUCGUGCCCGGACUGCGGCAAGAGCUUUGCACACUCGGGGGCCAUGAACAGACACCGGCUGACGCACACCGGGGAGAAGCCCUACCGCUGCUCCCUAUGCGAGCGGAGCUUUAACCAGUCGGGCCGCUUGAGGGAACAUGAGAAAAUUCACUUUGGGGAGAAGUUUGACUGUCCCGAGUGCGACAAGAGUUUCACCAGGGCGUCGAGUCUCAAGAACCACUUCCGGCUGCACACCGGGGAGCGGCCGUACCGCUGCGACCUGUGCGGGAAGGGCUUCAGUCGGUCCCAGAGCCUCAGACUUCAUAGACGCAAACACGGGCAGCCUCACACCGAGGAGGAGGAGGAGGAGGAGGAGGCGGCGUCCAGUGGGAAGAACGAAGACGAUUCCUCCCAGAGUGACACCGCCUCUCCGCUAGAUAUGAGUAUAACAGAACAUCAUUACUGAGAUGAAUGCAGAGACAUUUAUAUAAACAAUAGAACUAAGGUGAUUGUUGUUUGAAAGGUCAUACAGUUUCCAAGAUUUUAGGCAUUGGACCUUCAUAAUCCAUAAUUGAUGCAAUCUGCCUCACAGUGUUUUAAACAUGGGACUUGACUAAGAACUGUGGCAACCACCUAUAUGGGAAAUACUGUAAACAUUACAUGGCAAAGUUAUGGUUUGCCUGUGUGUCUGAUCUGUGCCUGUUCUGUACCUAAUAUAUGUUCUGUUGAUCAACUGAAUCACUUCCUUUAUGUUAUGCCCUGUGUUGAUCCAAAUUUGCUUUAUUAACUUUAUUCUUAUUGAAUCAGUUAUGUAAAUGUCACAUUGUCGGCCAGGCCAUGAGAGGGGAAGUGGUUAAGCAGGUGAAAUAAUAUUAAUUAUGAUAAUUAUUAAACAAUUCCCUAUCAAGGUAUUUGUCACAAACACACCUAUCAUCGGCAUAACAAUGGUAAUCUGAAAACAGCCUUUCAAGUCGAGUCACCAAGUCUCAUGAAAUACAUCUAUGUUGUAAGGCAGGCAGCUGUGCAUUAAUUAUGUAUUGUGGACAGGUAAUAGGCAGGGAGAUUAUUAACGAAUCAGCCUCUGUGUUAAGCUGAGCAUAACACAAUAAAACACUGGUUUGCCUGAAGAGCCGUAGGAUUUCCGUGAUGUUCAUAAUUAUCCACUGACCAAUGUGAAUUUCUAUCUAUAUUUCUGAAUAUGGGAUAUAAACAGAAGGAUAUUAAUAGAAAAUAGAAAAAAUAA